Caenorhabditis auriculariae is the source of this 1206-nucleotide messenger RNA. Lineage: Eukaryota; Metazoa; Nematoda; Chromadorea; Rhabditida; Rhabditidae. The record is from the annotation of a GenBank genome assembly.
AUGCGCAUCCUCUCAGAUACAGUAAUCCGAGAGCGUGCGAACACGACGUCUCAAAGACGCGCCGCGGUGGUUGAAACAACUCUCCAGUGGAGGUAAUUGUUGAAUCGGCUCGGGGUCGGAUUGCCACUACGACCUCUCGACCCGGUCAGCCACUUGUUGGCUUGUCACCCUCUAAUUUACCGCUGACACUUGUCUCUGGCCUCUUCUUUUGAUUGGCGCAACAGCGUCGUAACAGCGGCGUAACCCUCUUAAACAAAUCUAAACAAUACCUGCUCAGGUAAUUGGCAGCUUUCUAUGCAUUCUUAGAGCCCUGCCGCUCAAUUAUAAAGAAAGAUGAAACGAUUGAAGAAACUUUGGGAAGUUAUUAAAGAUGAGAUUGGUUUGUAAUAGGCUCUCCGGGGGGAAGGGUAACAUAAACAUAACCAGCCAGCUGCCGUUUCGCGCGGUAAUUUUCUCACUGGAAUGACUGUUCCUUUCUUAGGAUUUUAAGUGAAAUAAUCUAUUAUUUCUUAUGAAAGUUUUAAAAUGAUGCGAAAAAUCAAAAAACACUUGUCAGAGAGAAAAAUUGAUAAGCUGUCUACCACAAAGUUGAUCCCCAUGAAUUUAGCUUUUUUUUUGAAAACGUUCAUUUUUGAGUUUUUUUCUUCAUGGACUCUUAUUUUCGUGAGACCCUGAUGAACGCAUAAAGAAUGGUAAGUAAAAAAAAUCAUUUUUUCUUGUAGGAUAUUCACGAAACUAGUCUUUUUAUUGUAAAAAAACGAAAGGAGGUUUCUUUUAUUUUUUUCAUAGUUCUUUUAUUUUGCAAAGACUCAGUGAAAGAUGUGAAAAAGCUUCCCUUCGAACUUUCAUCGAAAAAAACAUAGGCGACAAAACUGUAUGUACUUAAACGUUUUGUAUGAGAAUUCUCGAGAAUUCCGGUCAAAAUUUGGAAAAAAAAUUUCCAGGUGCUCAUCCUUGUGGUUCGAGGAAGCCGUCAGAGAUCAUGUUAUGGAUUCUAAAGCCAAUCAGACACUAAUCAAUCUGUCGCAACAUUUACCGACGGCGGCAACAUGGAGCGUCGGAGAGCCAUCUGUCAGAAAUUCAUCCACUGACACGCCAUCUUUACGACCGCGAUUCAUAUUAACCUCCGUAUGUCUUCUUGGGAUGAACAUGGAAUAUAGCAAGACACUUUGCGCCGCUGUUAAAGUGCUUUACGAGCCACGUUGA